Messenger RNA from Lutzomyia longipalpis, 1067 nucleotides. It is a transcript of the gene Naxd, whose product is annotated as ATP-dependent (S)-NAD(P)H-hydrate dehydratase. The record is from RefSeq and is a predicted model, not a curated record. The coding region runs from base 26 to 991 and encodes 321 amino acids. Gene Ontology annotation, biological process: metabolite repair. NCBI's taxonomy places the organism in Eukaryota, Metazoa, Arthropoda, Insecta, Diptera, Psychodidae. The transcript is spliced from 2 exons. Gene Ontology annotation, molecular function: ATP-dependent NAD(P)H-hydrate dehydratase activity.
CCCCAUUACCUGUGCUAUAUAUAUAAUGACACUGAAAUUAGCCGGAAGAAAAAUUUUAGGGAAUUUUCCAGUUUGCUCAAUUUUUCUAAGAAAAUCACGAAAUUCACACACAAUGUCCGAUAUUUUCGGUGAUCUAAUGGACAGAGCGCGGGCGGUUGUGCCACGAUUGGAGACAAAUCUCCAUAAGGGACAAGCUGGAAGAAUUGGAAUUAUUGGUGGUUCCGUGGAGUACACGGGAGCCCCAUACUUUGCAGGAAUUAGCGCCCUACGCGUUGGGGCGGAUUUAGUGCACAUUUUCUGUUGCCAAUCAGCAGCAACGGUGAUAAAAUCAUACAGCCCUGAAUUAAUUGUUCACCCAGUUCUUGACUUACCUUGUGCCAUGGAGAAGAUGGAAAAAUGGCUGGACAGGUUGCAUGUGCUGGUAAUUGGUCCGGGUCUAGGACGUGAUCAUAUUGUCCUGGAAAAUGUUGCAGAGCUCAUGAAGCAUAUUCGUCACAGUGGCAUUAAAGUGAUUUUUGAUGCUGACGCCCUGCACCUUCUCACACUCGAUCUCUCCCUUGUGCGUGAUCUCAAUGGGGCUAUUUUAACCCCUAAUGCCGUGGAAUUCCGUAGGUUGUUUGGGGAAACAAAGUCCACAGUUGAUUUGAAGGAGUUCAUUGGGAAAAAUGUCACUGUGCUCGAAAAGGGGCUCAGCGAUAGGAUUUAUGAUGUCACACUAACCAAUCAAGUCUAUCCCUUGCCUCCUGGAGGUUCCGCGAGACGUUGCGGUGGUCAGGGUGAUCUUCUUGCUGGAGCUCUGGCAACAUUCUACUGCUGGGCUCUCAACCACAAACAGGAAAACAAUCCGGCAUUGGUGGCAUGUUUUGCAGCCAGCUUCCUCACAAAACACUGCAAUGAGGAGGCUUUCCGGGAGAAAGGACGUGGAACAUUGUGUGGCGAUAUGAUUGAACAAAUACCCAAAAUUUUCCGCAAAUAUUUUGAGCAUUUCUAAGGAUAUUUUUAAAUGUUUAUAUGAAUGUUUUUUAAAUGUUUUUCAAUGUUAUGAAUUAAAUUGAUGGGAUGUGAAA